AUGCGUCUUCCACUCUCCCCUCGCCUCGCCGCCGCCGCCGCGAUGCCCCCACGCCACCGUCGCCUCGUCACACCGCCGAUGCCUCCUCCCCCUCCCCUCCUCUCCUCCACCCCACCUCCGGCAAAACUCGUAGAAACCCCAAAACCCGGAACCCCCCAGCCGCACCCUCCCCCCGCCCGCCGCCGCCUCCCCCUCCCCCUCGCCGACGACGAGGAGUGGCACCCCCUCGCUCUCUCCGCCGCCGACCUCUCGCUCCCCCUCACCCUCCCCACCGGCCAGACCUUCCUCUGGCGCCGCACCUCCCUCUCCCCGCUCAGAUUCACCGGCGCCGUGGGCCCGCACCUCGUCUCCCUCUCCCACCUCCCCGACGGCCGCCUCGCCUUCCUCCUCCACAACGCCGACCCCGCCGCCACGCCCUCCUCCUCCUCCGUACCCGCCGCCCGCGCCGCGCUGUGCGACUACCUCAACGCCGCCGUCCCGCUCGCCGACCUCUGGCGCCAGUUCACCGCCGCCGACGCGCGCUUCGCCGAGGUCGCCGCGCGCCUCGGCGGCGGCGGCGCCCGGGUGCUCCGGCAGGACCCGGUCCAGUGCCUGUUCCAGUUCCUCUGCUCCUCCAACAACAACAUCGCAAGGAUCGAGAAGAUGGUCUGGACGCUGGCCGGAUACGGGGAGCGGCUUGGCGAGGUCGGCGGCUUCGUCUUCCACCGGUUCCCCACCAUCGAGCGCCUCGCGCAGGUACCGGAGCAGGAGCUUCGGGACGCCGGAUUUGGGUACAGGGCAAAGUACAUUGUUGGCACUGCUAAAGAAUUGGUAGCAAAGCCUGGUGGAGGUGCGAAAUGGCUUGCCUUGUUGCGUGACAGGGAACUUCCUGAGGUGAUUGAGGGUCUUUGCACCCUGCCAGGUGUUGGCCCAAAAGUUGCAGCCUGCAUUGCUCUCUUCUCCCUUGACAAGAAUCAGGCUAUACCUGUUGAUACACAUGUCUGGAAGGUUGCCACACAAUAUCUGUUACCCGAGCUAGCUGGCAAGAGCCUGACCCCAAAGCUGAGUAUUGUUGUGGCCGAUGCAUUUGUAGCUAAAUUUGGGGAGUAUGCUGGUUGGGCGCAGACUGUUCUUUUCAUUGGCCAGCUACCUGCUCAGAAACUUCUGGCUACUGAAGUUACCAGUGACGCGACAAAAGCUACCAAGAGGAAGCGUGGGGCAAAGAUUGUUGAAAUACAGACGUAAUAUCAUCAUGGAACGCUAAACAAUAUCGGAGGCAUGGUCAACAGAUGUUAUAUCCAAAAUCCUAUUGAAACGGUGUCGGCACAUGUUUCCAGCCCUACACGGAUCCUCUGGCAGCUAUUUUCAACUAGCAGCAAGAACUCAUUAUAAGGUUCUCUUUUGAUUAGCGGGUUUAUCACUAGAAUGUUCUUGACCAGACUAAUAUUCCACAUUCCAUUCAUCAGCUUCUGACAAUGGAAAGCACGAGUCAUCUCUCCUAUGUUUGGUCUGAUAGUGAGAGGGGAAGAUUUGUUGUAUGGCUGCCCUAGUCCAGCUAAAUAAUGGGAGGUGUACAGGGUAUUGUAUUGUUAGCCAAAAGGAAUUAAGAAAUUCAACUGGAUGUCUUUGUUGUAAAUCAUGUAACGACUAAUGCACAAACCAUAUCGAGCUUGCACGUGAAACUUUAUGUUCC
Lolium rigidum is the source of this 1672-nucleotide messenger RNA. RefSeq names its product N-glycosylase/DNA lyase OGG1. Bases 1 to 1224 code for a protein of 407 amino acids. The transcript is spliced from 4 exons. Gene Ontology annotation, molecular function: damaged DNA binding; 8-oxo-7,8-dihydroguanine DNA N-glycosylase activity. Lineage: Eukaryota; Viridiplantae; Streptophyta; Magnoliopsida; Poales; Poaceae. Gene Ontology annotation, biological process: nucleotide-excision repair; base-excision repair, AP site formation; base-excision repair. The record is from RefSeq and is a predicted model, not a curated record. Gene Ontology annotation, cellular component: nucleus.